Molecule: messenger RNA, 1341 nt
Organism: Onychomys torridus (southern grasshopper mouse)
Lineage: Eukaryota; Metazoa; Chordata; Mammalia; Rodentia; Cricetidae
Gene: Gtf3c3
Product: general transcription factor IIIC subunit 3
Biological process (GO): transcription by RNA polymerase III
Cellular component (GO): transcription factor TFIIIC complex
Molecular function (GO): protein binding
Source: RefSeq, a predicted model, not a curated record
AUGAGUUCUCAAGAUGACAUCAGUCCAUCCAUGAGAGGAACACAUGUGUCCACCGGCGGUCUGAGGCCACACACGGCUGUGCCCUUAUGCAAAUCCCUUCUGUUCACUCAGCCCUUACUUUCCCAUAAGCGAAACGGCAGUGAUCGAAUCUGCUUCACACAGGAGAAAGCGAAGUUCUUAAGAACUCCAACAGGCCAGAUGAGGGCAGGCGGGCGGAGGGAGGGGACAGGCAGAGUCGGGGCAGAGGAAGAGGUCCUCUGGGUUCAGCUGCUGUGGGAACAGACAUGUCGGGGUUCAUUCUGGAACUUACUGGACUACAUGAAAGGGAAAAUAACCUUUGGAGAGUUCAAAAGAUGAAGAGAAGAGAGAAAAGUCCAGAAGAAGGAAAGUCUUCAGGAAAAAGGAAAAUCAUCACCCGAAGAAAACGCAGAAUCCGAAGUUCCAUCAUCAACAGGAAGUGCCAGCAAAUCCCAGGACAAAGAUGCCAAUGAAGGAGAAACAUCAGUGAGUAAGUCAGUGCACAAAGUCUUUGCAUCCAUGCUCGGAGAGACUGAAGAUGAUGAAGAAGAGGAGGAAGAGGAGGAAACAUCUGAGCAACCCACUGCAGGCGAUGUAUUUGUGUUGGAGAUGGUUCUCAACCUGAAAACAAAAUCAAAAAACAAAAGAUGACAGAGUAAACUUCCCAAAGUCCUGAGAUGUCUCAUGGGUGUAGCCAUUAGGUGCUUUGCUUGGGGAGAACACAAGGAGGCAAUAUUGAUGUACAUGGAAAUGAUAAGACAAGCAUUGACUUUCGAACCAUUUUCUACACUUGCCGUGGUAUACAAGAAUGAAGGUGACAUGGAAAAAUCAUUGCAGUUCGAGGUGAAUGCUGCAUUCACAGAAGAAUGGGUCAGGCUGGCAGAAAUGUCUCUGGAACAAGCUAAUACUACACUGGAUAUUUUUUGCUAUACAAAAGCUCUUGAAUAUGAACCUAGACACCUGUGGGAGAGAUCAAGCCUUUAUGAACAGAUGGGUGAUCAUAAAAUGGCCAUGGAUGGUUAUAGGCGUAUUUUAAAUCUUUUGUCUCCAUCUGAUGGAGAACGUUUUAUGCAGUUGGCUAGAGAUAUGGCAAAGUGUUACUAUAAAGCCAACAGUAGAACUUCAUCUAUAAACAUAAUUGAAGAAGCUUUCUCAAGACACAAGGGCAUAGUCUCCAAGGAAGAUGUUAGCACAGCAGCUGAAUUAUAUAUCUCCAACAAGCAGUAUGACAAAGCUUUGGAGGUAAUAACAGAUCUUUCUGGAAUUAUCCUAGAAAGAGAAACUUUUGAAGAAGGCCCCUCAGAAGUGAAUAAAGGUAGUUAA